UGCCCCCGGGCACUGUGCCCACCCCCUGCCUGCUGUGGGGAGAGAGCCUCCUGCUGCCCCCACGUGACCUCCGUCCCUGGGGGACAAGCAGAUUCCCCCCAUCCCACCCCAGUCUCUUCAAGUGCCCUCUGACAUCCCUCUAACUGGAACAUUUGGGCCAUGCACCCUGGGACCCAGGCAGGGGGUGGGUUCCUUGGCUAAGGGGUGGGGGUGGGGGAAUAGGUGGAGAGAAGAAGGGAGUGGCCCUUGGGUUUAAUUGAAAUGCCCUCAGGUGCCAGGGGGGACUGCAACAGAGGCAGGCUCCAAGGGGGUGGGCACAAUGCCCUCACCCAGUGAUUCAAGCCAUUCACUGACCAGCCGGCCGAGUACCAGAGGCCUCACCCAUCUCCGGCUCCACCGGCCUUGGCUCCAAGCUCUGCUUACCCUGGGGCUGGCCCAGGUGAUACUAGGUGUCUUGGUGGUCACCUUCAGCAUGGUGGCUUCUUCAGUCACCUCCACAGAAAACAUAAAGAGGUCCUACCCAUCAUGGGCUGGCUUCUCGCUGGCAUUCUCAGGGGUAGUUGGCAUCGUAUCAUGGAAGAGACCAUUCACUCUGGUGAUCUCCUUCUUCUCCCUGCUCUCCGUACUGUGUGUCAUGCUCAGCCUGGCUGGCUCCGUCCUUUCCUGUAAGAAUGCUCAGUUGGCACGGGAUUUCCAAGAGUGCUCAAUGGAAGGAAAGGUCUGUGUCUGCUGCCCCUCUUUUCACUUGCCUAGACCCUGCAGGGACUCCGGCCAGGAGCUGAAAAUAUCCCUUAGCACAACUUGUGCUGAUGCUCUAGGGGCUCUCAAGAACCUUCUCUUCAGUGUCUGCGGCCUCACUGUCUGUGCUGCCAUUGUCUGUGCCCUCUCUGCCAUUGUUUGCUGCAUCCAGAUAUUCUCUCUCGACCUUGUGCACACGGUGAGAUGAUGGGGACCAGGGCAAGGAAAGA
Messenger RNA from Vombatus ursinus (common wombat), 968 nucleotides. RefSeq names its product protein FAM189B-like. The record is from RefSeq and is a predicted model, not a curated record. NCBI's taxonomy places the organism in Eukaryota, Metazoa, Chordata, Mammalia, Diprotodontia, Vombatidae. The transcript is spliced from 5 exons. The coding region runs from base 320 to 946 and encodes 208 amino acids. Gene Ontology annotation, cellular component: membrane.